ACUGUUAACCGUUCUUGAUUACUGUACCAAAUGCAGUAUCGCCAAGCAUCUGUCAUUCACGCCGUCUGCUUCUACUGCAACUCUUUACUGGGCGCCCUGGCAGGCGAAACCUAAGGAGCGAUGGCAGCCUCGGCGUCCCUCACGUCCAACUCCCUGAGCCCAGGGCGCCUCCGCUUCCAGCCUGCUCUCCGGGUCCGCCCAGGCCAGGGGUGGGCGGGGCGGCGGCUGCGCCGUUGCACUCGCGCGGCUCAGACCAGGUCGGAGGGUCCUUGGGUCGCUCUAGCUAUCUCCGCAAAGCAGGGCGCGCGCGGCGGUGAUGAGCUGGGAGUUGUUUCUCUGGCUGCUGGCACUAUGCGUGCUGCUCGCGCUCGUGGUGCAGCUCCUGCGCUUCCUGCGGGCAGAUGGCGACCUGACCCUGCUGUGGGCCGAGUGGCAGGGGCGACGCCCAGAAUGGGAGCUGACUGAUAUGGUGGUGUGGGUGACUGGAGCAUCCAGUGGGAUUGGCGAGGAGCUGGUUUACCAGCUCUCUAAACUAGGAGUUUCUCUCGUGCUGUCAGCCAGAAGAGUGCAGGAGCUGGAAAGGGUGAAAAGAAGAUGCCUUGAGAAUGGCAUUUUGAAAGGAAAAGAUAUACUAAUUUUGCCCCUUGACCUGGCUAAUAGAAGUUCGCAUGAAGUGGCUACUAAAGCUGUUCUCCAGGAGUUUGGUAAAAUCGAUAUUCUGGUCAACAACGGUGGAGUAUCCCAGCGUUCUUUGUGUGUGGACACCAGCCUGGAUGUCUACAAGGAGCUAAUGGAAGUUAACUACUUAGGGACGGUGUCCUUGACAAAGUGUGUUCUGCCUCACAUGAUUGAGAAGAAGCAAGGAAAAAUCAUUACUGUGAAUAGCUUCAUGGGUAUUAUAGCUGCACCCCUUUCUGGUGGAUAUUGUGCCAGCAAACAUGCUCUUCGGGGUUUUUUUAAUACCCUCCGAACUGAACUUGCCAACUACCCAGGUAUAACAGUUUCUAAUGUUUGCCCAGGACCUGUGAAAUCAAAUAUUGUGAAGAAUGCCCUAACUGAAGAAGUCACAAAGACUCUAGACAGUGAUGCAGACCAGUCCCACAAGAUGGCAACCAGCCGUUGUGCACGGCUGAUGUUAAUUGCCAUGGCCAAUGAUUUGAAAGAAGUUUGGAUUGCGGAGCAGCCUUUUUUGUCAAUGGCAUAUUUAUGGCAAUAUAUACCAACCUGGGCCUGGUGGCUGACCAGCAAAAUAGGGAAGAAAAGGAUUGAGAACUUAAGAGUGGUGUGGAUGCAGAUUCCUCUUAUUUAAGAUCUGGAAGAAAAAACAUGACUGAAGGAGUAUUUGCAUUUUCAAGCCACUGAACAAAGAAAUGGAAAACAUGAAAACAGUGAUCUUUUAAUGCACUGAAGACUAAUUUGUGAUUUUACUUCUUAACAGAUACAACUUUGCUUUCAACAUGUAAUAAGUAACAAAAGACUAUCAGAGCCUUGCAAUAAAGAUAUUAAUACAUACUGCA
Molecule: messenger RNA, 1517 nt
Organism: Phacochoerus africanus (Common warthog)
Lineage: Eukaryota; Metazoa; Chordata; Mammalia; Artiodactyla; Suidae
Gene: DHRS7
Product: dehydrogenase/reductase 7
Exons: 7
Coding region: 317-1309 (330 amino acids)
Molecular function (GO): oxidoreductase activity
Source: RefSeq, a predicted model, not a curated record